UUUUAAACUCCUGCAGUCAGCUAUCAGAACGUCUGUAGAAUUCCGUCAUCAACGAGCUACAACAGGAGAUACCAAGCAGACACGACGAUGGUCCGCGUAAUCACCCUCGACGAACCCUUUCUCCCUGUCCAGAACGACCUCGGUGAAGGAUGUCUCUGGGACUCGAAGACGGGUCUGCUUCACUGGGUGGACAUCUUCCGGUCGACCAUCCAUACGCUCGACCCGAAGACGAUGAACCACUCGGUGGAUGAUUACUCGGAGUGCGAUACGGUUAUCACCAGCUUGAUUCAGCUGAAAGACGGAUCCGGGUUCAUAGGCUCUCACCUGAAACACCUCGCAUACUUCCCAAACCCUACCAAGCCCACCCAUCCGUUCCCCAAGUCCACCACCACUGCCAUUACUAAACGCACCUCUCAACCGUUAGAGGGGAGCAAGGCGUUCGAGAUCCCAGCCAAGUAUUUCCAGGCGGGAGAGGAUGGGGUGCAUAGGUUCAACGAUGGGGCGGCGGACGCUAAGGGGAGGUUAUGGAUCGGUACGAUGGGUCAUAAAGAAGCUGGAUACAACGGACAGCUGUUCCGAUACGACCCGGAUGGUCACGUCGAGCUCGUCUACGAAGGGAUCGGAGUAAGCAACGGGAUUGGAUUCAGUCCGGAUAACAAAAUCAUGUACUAUAUCGACUCCCCAACGAGGGUGAUCUACCAGAUGGACUUUGACCUGGAAUCAGGCCGUGUCUCAAACCGCCGCACCUUGCUGGACUCGUCCUCGUUCGACGACGGCGUCUUUGACGGACUGUGUAUGGAUGCCGAGGGAGCGGUGUGGGCCGCUAGGUGGGGGGAUAACCGGGUCGUCAGGGUCUUGCCGGACGGCAAGGUCGACCUGGAGAUCCGGAUCCCGGGGGCGAGGUGUAUCACCUGUUGCGUUUUCGGAGGCGACGAUAUGGAGGACCUGUUCAUCGUGACGGCGUCAUGCAAGGACAAGCCCGAAUUGAACGCAAAGUACCCGCAAGGGGGGGAUCUCUUCAAGGUCAGGGUGGAUGGGAUCAAGGGGGUCGAGAGGUACAAGUUUGGGAAUUGAGCGCUUGCGCCGGCGCGAGAUGGCCAAGCGGGAAUUGAUCGUGGGGGAUGGUGAAACAAUAGUAAUUGGUCAGGCGAUCGGCGAUCGAAGCAGGAGGUAGUUGCAUAUGCUUGUGCAGGUUACAUGAAACAAAGGGUAGCGUCACAAGAAACGGAAUCAUCAAGUCGACAUGUGACAUCAUGGUUUCUUGCCAGCGGCGUGAUACAUCGAGACCCUCUAUACUACUUGCCUUCACGGUCCCCGCUAGAUGAUGUAAGCGAAGGCUUCAUUUGAAUGAAUUGUCGAUAAAAUCGCUCUUAAGUACCCCUCAUUUGGCCAGUGAUCUGAUGUUUCGAAUUUGACUCAACAGAUACAUGGUCAUAGUAGUUUGUUCUAUCUUGUAAUUGACAAUCGCGUCACCUGCCAUUUCUUUUGGUGUAUUGCUUGCACAACGAUGUUCAGCCAAACAGAGCUUUUCAGAUUU
Messenger RNA from Filobasidium floriforme, 1537 nucleotides. RefSeq lists its product as uncharacterized. Gene Ontology annotation, biological process: L-ascorbic acid biosynthetic process. Lineage: Eukaryota; Fungi; Basidiomycota; Tremellomycetes; Filobasidiales; Filobasidiaceae. The record is from RefSeq and is a predicted model, not a curated record. The transcript is spliced from 9 exons. Gene Ontology annotation, molecular function: calcium ion binding; gluconolactonase activity. The coding region runs from base 88 to 1074 and encodes 328 amino acids.